AGCACAGUAGAUAUAAACAGGAGCUACUGAUAGAGACCACCAGUGGUUAGAGAGAGAAUCAUGUCUUUUCUCAGUGUGGUUAGCCUGUUGGUGCUGCUGUUCGUGGCAGCCUGUUCUGGGCGACAGGGUGUUGGCCCUGGCGAGCAGGACUGGGGCUAUAUAGACGUCCGUGAUGGGGGGCACAUGUUCUACUGGCUGUACUACACCACUGCCACGACUGACUAUGCCACGCGGCCACUUGUCAUCUGGCUGCAAGGUGGGCCCAGAGCUUCUGGCACAGGUUAUGGUAACUUCGAGGAGCUCGGCAUUGUUGACACUGACCUCAAUGUCCGGAAUUCAUCUUGGGUUCAUAAGGUGAAUGUAUUAUUUAUAGAUAAUCCUGUGGGAACAGGAUACAGUUAUGUGGACAGUAACUCCUUGUAUACAACUACAAAUGCAGAAAUUGCUACUGAUUUACUUACCUUUAUUAAGGUAUUUGUGGAACAGUACCCCACUUUUCAAGCUGUUCCACUCUACAUAUUCAGUGAAUCAUAUGGUGGAAAAAUGGCGUCAGAGUUUGCCCUUGAACUGUACAAGGCAAUACAAGCUGGUGAAGUGACAGUCCCACUUAGAGGAGUUGCUAUGGGAGAUUCUUGGAUUUCUCCCAUAGAUUCAGUACUCACCUGGGCACCAUUUCUUCUGCAAACUGGUAUGAUAGAUAGUGAAGGUUAUGCUGAAAUUGAUCGGUAUGCUCAGUUAACAAAUGAUGCUGUCAAUGCUGGAAAUUAUGGUUUGGCCACAUCACUGUGGUCAAUUACAGAAAAUGUUAUUUUAUCAGUAACAUCCAAUAUAGAUUUCUACAACAUACUGUACAAAGUUAAUGGUUAUGGAAGGCACUUACACAAAGCAGAACUCAGAGGACUGAAUAGAGCAUCUGAUGAAGAGCUAAAUGAACUGAUGAAUGGCUAUGUGAGAAACAUCCUGGGAGAUGUGAUUCCUUCCAAUGUUUCCUGGGGUUCUCAGAGUUCUUAUGUUUCUAAUGCUCUAAAUGAUGAUUUUAUGAAACCAGUAACAGAUGUUGUUGAAUCACUUCUCAAUGAGACUGACAUUGCUGUAGUAGUGUACACUGGAAAUCUGGAUCCCAUUGUCGACACACCAGGUACACUAAAGUGGGUAGAAAACUUAAAGUGGGCUGGUGCUCAAAGCUGGGAGGAAUCAGACCAUUCACCUAUAAUGGUUAAUGGUAUCAUUGAAGGCUACUACAAGAAAUAUGACAACUUUGCCUUCUAUUGGAUUACACGUUCUGGCCAUAUGGUUCCAACUGACAAUCCUGAUGGUGCACUUUGGAUGCUGAAAGAUGUCACUCAAUAUGAGUAAAAACAGUCAAGAAAGAAGAACUGCUCUGAGAUUAGUUUAAUUUCUUGGGUAUGUCUAAUGUGUAUUAUUAGUGAUUCACAAUAAAAU
Messenger RNA from Schistocerca nitens (vagrant locust), 1443 nucleotides. Its product is annotated as retinoid-inducible serine carboxypeptidase-like. Bases 61 to 1356 code for a protein of 431 amino acids. The transcript has 9 exons. Gene Ontology annotation, molecular function: serine-type carboxypeptidase activity. The record is from RefSeq and is a predicted model, not a curated record. Gene Ontology annotation, biological process: proteolysis. Lineage: Eukaryota; Metazoa; Arthropoda; Insecta; Orthoptera; Acrididae.